Messenger RNA from Staurois parvus, 300 nucleotides. The record is from the annotation of a GenBank genome assembly. Lineage: Eukaryota; Metazoa; Chordata; Amphibia; Anura; Ranidae.
CCCUCACUUGGGUAUCAGAAUUGCCUUAACCAUCAGAGGCCUCAGGGCUCCUCUUAUGGAUCAAACAGCCAUAUGUCUUACAACUCACACGAGCACUUGUCCAGCAGAGGAAUGAGCACCCUUCAAUCUCGCACCUCUAUCAAGCACUGCCAGAUGAAAUCUGAGCCAUUAUCCAGCACAAGCUUAGACACUAUGAAUACCAAACGACUGGAAGACGGAUCAGAGGGGGAUAUAUCAAGUCCAGCUUCUGCUGGCACACAGGAUCCACUGUUAGGGUUGCUCGAUGGCCGAGAUGACUUG